Micropterus dolomieu (smallmouth bass) is the source of this 1290-nucleotide messenger RNA. RefSeq names its product translocated promoter region b, nuclear basket protein (gene tprb). The record is from RefSeq and is a predicted model, not a curated record. The coding region runs from base 133 to 1053 and encodes 306 amino acids. Gene Ontology annotation, molecular function: structural constituent of nuclear pore. Lineage: Eukaryota; Metazoa; Chordata; Actinopteri; Centrarchiformes; Centrarchidae. The transcript has 11 exons. Gene Ontology annotation, biological process: mRNA export from nucleus. Gene Ontology annotation, cellular component: nuclear pore.
AAGAAAAAAGACUGCACUUCAAAGGGAGCUGAUGUAACAGACCCAGGCACAGAGACAGAGGAGAGUUUAGGGGCGUCUGACUCCACCCAGAGGCCAGCAGAUUCCCAGACACCCAACUUCGAGGGCAGUACAAUGGAGGCCUUCUCUACAGAACAACCUAUCACAAGCUCUGGUACAAGGAUGCCCCAGUCGCCACGGAGACCAGCACAUCAGCUGCCCCCUCGCCUGAACAUCCACCCUGCCCCGACAUCAGAACUGGGGCCACCUGCUCAGCGUAUUCCUGUUCGUCGAGUCCCUCAGCUCACUUCCGGGGUGUCGGGCAGCGCUCAGCCCUUCUUUGAAGAUGAUGACAGGAUGGUUCCCAGCACUCCCACUCUAGUGGUGCCACACCGCUCCGAUGUUUUUGAUCAGGCCAUCCAUUCGACCCAAGUGGCUGGUGUACCUCGCUUCAGGUUUGGUCUUUCAGAGGACGUGCCACCGACUAGCUCCUCCUCGCACUCUGACCUAGGACAGCUCGAGUCACAAGGAGGUCUUGGAAUAUAUGAAAGCCCCUUGUUCCUAGCAACUCAUGAAGAAGAGUCUGGUGGACGCAGCGUUCCCACUACACCGUUGCAAGUUGCAGCACCAGUAACUGUAUUCUCAGAGGUGGCUCAGUCUGACACCACUGAACACGCCUCCCAGUCGGUUCCCAUGGUGAGCACGUCCACACCAGGCCCGGUUGUGCCAGGAGCAGCCAGCACAGGGGAGGAGAGAGACGACGUCUUCCUGGAGCCAGACACUGAUAGGUCCAGUGCAGAAGUGUCAAUGGAUCCAGUGGUCUCGCAGGGAGACAUGGAGGAGCCGAGCCAGCCAUCUGACAAGGCCAGCCUCCCUUCCACCAGCCAGGAGCCAUCCUCCAGCUCUGCAGAUACAAGCAGUGCUCCACCUAAACCCUCUCGACCUGGACCCAGCAGACAGCUGCAGCGCUGGCCUGAACACCGCGGUGGUCGCAUGAAGAGAGGAGGUCAGGGAUUUCCUCCUCGGGGUGUACAUGGGAGGCGAUUUGCGAGAUGAAGCACUAAUGAGAAAACUGGUCGGUGACUGGAGAACUUGCCGUUCCCAUCAGAAACACAUAAGACAUUUUCUAGUGUUCAGAUUCUGUAUUCAGCCUUGAUAAUGUUCACUUGUUCUGAACCCUGUUGUUUUUUGUUUUGCUUUAGUUUUUUAAUGUGCUUGUAAAGUACCUUUUUGUAAUCAGUCCAUGCUGAAGCAGUGAGUUUUAUGAUGAAUGUAAUAAACUUUGAAACACCA